AGUUUUAUUAUAGGACACUUACUCAAACUCCGUCAUACAUACAUACAUACAUACAAAUAUUACUGAAUUAUUACAUUAUUAUUUCAAUAAAUAAAUAUUUAUUCCAGUUAACGCACGAGAUAAUAUAGGUAUUGAGCAAAUUACGGAACGCACUCGUUGUUUGACUUGAGCGUAACCGGCCAGACAGGGUUUUGCACUCCCCUCCGUAACAAAGCUUAUUGAUGUAUCUUAACACGGUAUACUCUGUUUUUGAAUGUGGUUCAUUAGUGGUUCUAAACCACUUAUUAAAUGUACAUAAUUAAUAAUUAUAUGUAUACAAUUGUGAUAUGAAGUAGUUUAAUUAAUAAUGACCAAUUUUUUUAAACUAAUGUUAUGGCACCAAUGAUUUAUCCUUUAUAUGGAUUUGCAAUAGUCUUUUUUGUAUUUUGGUGUGCUAUGUGGAUUUUGCACUUAAUAGCAAUAUUCUAUGGCAAAUAUAGACUGCAUAAAAAAAUACCACCCAUUGACUUGGAAAAUCCUCCACCAGGAGUUUCAAUUUUAAAACCACUCAUGGGGGUGGAUCCUAACUUAUCAUCUAAUUUAGAGACAUUUUUUACUAUGAAUUAUCCAAAUUAUGAACUCUUAUUUAGUGUAGAAGACGAGAAGGAUCCAGCAAUUGACUUAGUGUAUAUCUUAAAAUCUAAAUAUCCAAAUGUGGAAGUAAAAAUAUACACAGGAGGUUCGACAGUCGGCGUAAAUCCGAAAAUAAAUAAUAUUAAUACUGCUUAUGAAGCAAGUGCUUAUGAUUUAAUUCUCAUAUCAGACAGCGGAAUUAGAAUGAAAGAAGAUACUUUAUUAGAUAUGGUUAGUCAUUUAUCAGAAAAGACGGGUAUAGUGCAUCAAAUGCCUUUUACGUACGAUAGAAGUGGAUUUGCAGCAACUUUAGAAAAAAUUUAUUUUGGAACUGCACAGGCUAGAAUAUAUUUAACUGCCGAUUUCGUUAAAGCUAAUUGCCAUACGGGAAUGUCGACACUUAUAAGGAAAAAGGUUCUAGAAGAUGAGGGGGGUCUCAAAGCGUUUGGCUGUUAUUUAGCAGAGGAUUAUUUUAUAGCUAAAUAUUUUUUGGACAAUGGCUGGAGAGUGGCCGUUUGCAGUCAACCUGCGUUGCAAAAUUCAGGCACAUGUGACGUUCAUAGUUUUCAAGAACGUCUUUUAAGAUGGGCUAAAUUAAGGGUAGCAAUGAUGCCUCAAUUAAUAAUUUUUGAGCCUCUAUCCGAAUGUGUAGUUAUUGGAGUUUUUGCGGCGUGGGCAACGUCUUAUUUAUUUAAAUUUGAGCCUUUAGUUUUUUAUUUAAUUCACCUAUUAUUAUGGUUUAUAUGUGAUUGGAUCCUUCUAUCUGUCAUACAGAAUGGAACGUUACCGUUUAAUAAAGCAGAUUUUAUUAUUGGCUGGUUAUUCCGUGAAAUGUCGGGUCCUUGUUUAUUUUUAUUAGCCUUUAAAAGUCCAGCCAUACGAUGGCGCAACAGAAUGUUCAAACUAUCCUGGGGUGGCAUUGCUCAGGAGAUUAAUCCCCGCAUCAAAUGUUGAUUAUUUAUUCAGAAUUAAAAUAUAUUCUAUGUAUCUAUUUGUCAUUGCCAAUAUUUAAUUAAUAUAUUUAAAUUAAAUAUAUUACAAUUCUUAAUUUAUGUUACAAAUGACCACAAGAUCUAAUUUUUUAAGUUAAUAAAUUUAAGAUUGAAGUGACA
Aethina tumida (small hive beetle) is the source of this 1724-nucleotide messenger RNA. Its product is annotated as ceramide glucosyltransferase. The transcript is spliced from 7 exons. Bases 373 to 1566 code for a protein of 397 amino acids. Lineage: Eukaryota; Metazoa; Arthropoda; Insecta; Coleoptera; Nitidulidae. Gene Ontology annotation, molecular function: ceramide glucosyltransferase activity. The record is from RefSeq and is a predicted model, not a curated record. Gene Ontology annotation, biological process: glucosylceramide biosynthetic process. Gene Ontology annotation, cellular component: membrane.